GAAUCCCCACUCAAAUCUAUCAGCAUGGCGUUAUCAGCUGCAAUUGAUGAGUUCCGAAGCUUGUUGGAUAAACUAAAUGGCGAUAUAAGAAAUCAAUUUACUAACUGGUUGAAGGAAAAUUUAAUAUCAGCGGAAGAUAAUGACCAAGGCAAAUCCAAUUCGGACGUUAUACUAGAUAGUAUACGAGCGGACAUCCGCAGUGAGCUGCCCUUCAAUGCUAUGGCAGCCACAGAGAACAUUCAAAUACCCUCAACCUCUGACUGCCACCCUCGAACAACCAUUCACGUUGAUGCUUUUCUGUAUGACGAGGACCUGGUAGAUGAAAUGUGUGACCAAGGGGAGAUAAGCAGGAGCUACUGUGUGAAUUGUGGCAGUCAGAAUGUGAAGCCACUCACCUUUAUAACACACUCAGCCUCUGUCAGCCAGAUUAAGUACAUGUUUAACUACCUGGUGCCUCGCCCCUGUAGGGGAACAGUGGUUGAUGUGGGAUCACGUUUGGGAGCAUUACUCUAUGGGGCCUAUCUAUAUACAGAAGCCAGGGUUAUUGGGAUAGAGCUAAAUGAGGCGAUGUGUCUGCUUCAACAGAAGACUGUGGAAAAAUAUCAGUUCACAGACAGAAUCAAAGUCAUCCAUGAUAAUGUCCUUCAUCAUGCAGAGUUACUCUCAACUGCUGAUAUCAUUAUUCUAAACAAUGUCUUUGAGUUUUUCCUGCCCGUGGAAGAACAGAAAAGGAUAUGGUUGUUCCUGCAUAAGGCCUUGCGCUGCACAGGAAGUCGUAUUAUUACUAUGCCCAGUUUGGAAGAUUCUUUGUCUGCUCUUCAGCUGCCUAUUGACCUGUCCACUUGGGUUCGGCCUGUCCCGUUGGAAGCAUACCUGGCCUCUGCAAACAUGGCUCUGUUUGGCUCACAGAGUUCCGCAGAGUCAGACUUAGCUACAGUGUUCAUGUAUGAGGUUCUCUAG
Liolophura sinensis is the source of this 960-nucleotide messenger RNA. RefSeq lists its product as uncharacterized. The record is from RefSeq and is a predicted model, not a curated record. Lineage: Eukaryota; Metazoa; Mollusca; Polyplacophora; Chitonida; Chitonidae. Gene Ontology annotation, molecular function: methyltransferase activity.